Molecule: messenger RNA, 3026 nt
Organism: Pseudogymnoascus verrucosus
Lineage: Eukaryota; Fungi; Ascomycota; Leotiomycetes; Thelebolales; Thelebolaceae
Exons: 3
Coding region: 125-1789 (554 amino acids)
Biological process (GO): positive regulation of transcription by RNA polymerase II
Cellular component (GO): nucleus
Molecular function (GO): zinc ion binding; transcription cis-regulatory region binding; DNA-binding transcription factor activity, RNA polymerase II-specific
Source: RefSeq, a predicted model, not a curated record
AUAAGGGGGGAGUUCCGGAACGACGCCGCCGCGACUAAGAAAGCGGGGUCACUCAUGAACCUCCAUCAUAGCAUCAGCGACCUUGUUUCCUUCUAUCCCUCAUUGUCUUUCCUGGAAUAGAAUUAUGAGCUCUCUACCUCUUCUCUCUCGCGGUGCUAGCCACCCUCGGGUUCAUCCUCAGCGGUCGCGAAAUGGGUGUCUGGUUUGCAAAAAAAGAAAGGUCCGAUGCAAUGAGCAGAGACCCCAGUGCUACCACUGCCAGCGCCUGAAUCUAGAAUGUGUGUGGAAAGACACCGUACAGCAGCGACCACCACCGACGAAUGCGGCAGCAGGAGAUCCCCCGGGGAUUGACGCCACGUCAUUGGAGGAUGACUGGCUGUCUCCUUCUGCUGACCUCUUUGACUUCGCACAAUCCAUGACGGAUCCCCCGCCGGGAUUUUCUUUCAUUGAAGAUAUAUAUCUUCCCGACUUUGGUGACUCUAUUGUGCCGGGACUCGCCUUGCAUGAGCGAUCUACCGACCUAGAUAGCCAGGGUUCACCUCUUGCAGCGGCACAGUCCCCACCACAGUCCCUGCCACAGUCCCUAGUUACCAAUGUAGACGAGGAAUACUCGCUACUAUUACAUGCGACGCCGAUUUUAGAUCCUGUCGAAAACGGUCCGAUAUGUGCUUCUCUGCGAGCACUGUUUGACAGUAUGGCAACCUCAUCUCCUAUGGUUCGUUAUGCGAUGGCGGCGUUCGCCGCCGUCCAGUUUUAUACCAGGGGGAAACAAGUGGAUUAUCAGACAUACUACGAUAAAGCUGCAAAUGAACUAUCAGCAAGAUUUCACAAAUCCGGGGGAAGCCUGGCAGUCAACAGUAAUGAACUUAGAUACGUUCUGACCACUAUCUUCUUUCUUACAUACGUAAAUUUUUUAACUGGCCGGCUGGAUUUAGCCUACUUGAAUCUUGCAAAGGCGCAUAAGGCGCUGCAGACGUCAAGCAGGGGUGCCCUGGGCUCUUUAGAACAGAGAAUCAUCUCUUGGAUCCGAUGGUCAGAUGCCCGGGCGGCACUGACUGGUGGGGAAGGACUCUUGGUAAAUGAUACAUCUGGAAUUUAUCCAUCCAGUCCAAGUCCCCCCCCAGACUCCGGGCCGCAUGAGGUUAUAUAUGACAUGCUAUGCCAGCCCGGGAUCGCCUUCUUCCAAGAAGUCCAGACCAUUACGGGCCGCAUAGCUAGAAUUGCCCAUGGUCACCGCAGCCGAGGGAGUGUGGAGGACGAGACUGAAGUGAUGGCUAUUGCGGCCGGUAUUUUGAAGGAUCUGUCUUCUAUAUAUGAUACGAGGCCUGCGCUUAUGGAUCAUGCUGUAUCAGGAAAUAUCAAUAGUGACACUCUCGCUGGGCCACUCGCGUCGGUCAUCAUUCGCUCAUACCGGACAUAUCUUGCCAACUUUUACGUCUGCUACAUUCACCUCCAUAGAGUCGCCCAUCGCCACUUGGAUCGUUCGAAAGCGGUGGAUACAGCGCUAUGCAAAAUUAAGGAAAUAGUGCAUCUCAUGGUCAACAGUAACGAAUCUAUACCAGUUAAUAUGUUAUGGCCGUUAUUCCUAUGGGGUAGCGAGGAGGACGAUUAUGACGAGUGUAAAUGGCUCCUUGAGACGAUUCGUAGUCUCCAACAUGUUGCCAGCAAUGCGAAUAUGACGGCGGAUGUACUACAAGAGAUUCAAAGAAGGCAGCGAGAGGCAGGGACCCGCGUCGAUAUUCGGUCUGUAUGCUUAGAGUUGUUCAACGUUAACUUUGCGAUAAUUUAAUGUUAUCCCUGCUUUUUGAAGUGGGAAAUCUCAAACAGGAUGAAUUUCUUUCAUUUUGCUUAUCAUCUACCGCAAAAAUGAUACAGUCUUUGAUCGCUAUUUAAUUUUUCAAAUACAGCUCCUGCUCGAGCGCGAGAAGCGGCGCGACGUACUUCUGUACACGCUCUCUCUUCGCCGGAUCGUCAAACUUGGGGAAUGGUCGGCGACAGUCACGGCUCGACUCCGGAUAGCCACGCUCCUGUGCGAUAAUCCACUUCAUGCCGCUGACAUCGGACGUUCCAAUUCCCCAUUCAGGUCCGGAAACCUUCUUCUGCAGCGCAAUCGCCUCCGAAAGCUUUCCAGCGUUGUAAAGAUUAUAAAUUUCAAUCAGGACCUGCGAAAUGCGUUAGUAACCGAAACUAGCUACCUUGGUGGUUGUCUGGACUUACCUUUGGGAACAGGUUUACAACACCUGAGAUAGUACCUGCUCCUCCACCAGCCAACGCAGAGACAAUUAAGUCGCUUUGUCCGGACACAGCCGCGAAUUGACUCGGCGGGUUCAGUGCUGCGACUCUCGUCAUUUUUGAGAUGUUUCCGCAGGUCAAUUUGACACCACAGAUGUUCGGGUGGGCGCUAAGUUUCUCCAACAUUUCCGAGUCUACAUCCAGCCCUGACAGCAGAUUCGGGAAGUUGUAGAUUAUAAUGGGGAUUGGGGAGCGGUCGCCAACAUCCUCGAAGAAGUCGACGAUGGCCUUCUUGGUCAUCGACCAGUGGAAUGUGCUCGGUACCAACACCAGGGCAAAAUCGGCGCCGUUCUUGUGCCCAGUUAUAGUCUGCUCGAGAAUGUCUCUGGUGCUGCCGCCUAAGCAGCCCACGGUGAUGGGGAGAUUUGGGUUUCCGUUUGCCUUUGCUGCCUCACGGGUCCUCUUGACCAACUCGCCCUUCUCGGCCAAAGUAAGCGCACACGAUUCACCACUUGAGCCGGCGACAACAACUAUAAUAAAUCAGCUCUACUCGUCUAGUAAUAGUGUUAUAUCAUGCGGAAGCAAACAUACUGCCAUGUACGCCAGCCUUGACCAAGUACGCGAGAUGCUUUUCUUGGGUCGCCCAAUCAAUCUCCUGUUGUUCUCCCUGAAGGAAGAAUGUCACGGUAGGGGCGUGGAUCCCCGGAGGGUAUGAUUUUAAGGCAGAAGCCAUAGUUUAAGAAUAUAGUAUAUAUGUAAUAUGUUUGGAUGAUAGUGGUUAUUGAUUAUCUACG